Molecule: messenger RNA, 615 nt
Organism: Aureobasidium uvarum
Lineage: Eukaryota; Fungi; Ascomycota; Dothideomycetes; Dothideales; Saccotheciaceae
Source: the annotation of a GenBank genome assembly
AUGGUCGCCUGCGUUAACCCCGCCGAGUUUCAUCUGAGCGAAACGCUCAACACCGUCACCUAUGCUCAGCGCGCUCGCGCCAUUCAAAGCAAGCCUGAGAUUCAACAGACGACCGAGGAGGCCGACAAAGCUUCUAUCAUUGCUCGUUUGCAAGCCGAGGUAGCUUUCCUUCGAGAGCAAGUCAACAAGAACAACGAAAAGGGCGAACAACGCAUCCUGGCCGCUGGAGAUCACAAAGAGCGUCGCGAAAGCGAGCUGCAGGACCAGCUUAUGGACAUGCAAGAGAGUUAUAAUGCCCUCAGCGGACGCCAUGCAAAGCUCAUAUCAGAAAUCUCCAAAGCCAAGGAAGACAGUCACGAGGAUACUCCCACCCUCAGAGACGCUGUAGGAGAGUCGGCAAUGGAGAGACUCAAGCGCUCCAACUCAUUUGCCGAAGCUGUCGAACAGGUUGUCAUGGAGUACGAGAAGACGAUCCAAUCACUAGAGGCUUCCUUAUCCAAUACGCGCUCGACGCUUUCCGCGAGCGAAAGUUCACUCAUGGAGCGUGAGGCUAGNGAUAGCCUACAUGGAGUCGCAAGCCCACCAGCUACAAGUAAGACUGCAGAAGGCCAGUGA